AUGAAGUGCGCAGAGUGUAUGCGCCGUCUCAGGAAAACAAACAAAAUGAAGUCUCAAGACAGCAAAGGCCUCUGGGCUACUCAGACGGAAAAACCUAUACAUUAUACAUAUUUGAAGGAAUUUCGUGUGGAACAGUGUACGCUCUUUCUGCAGCACAAGUGCACGCAGCAUCGCCCUUAUACUUGUUUUCACUGGCACUUCCUUAACCAGCGGCGGCGCCGACCCAUUAGAAGACGGGAUGGCACCUUCAACUAUUCCCCCGAUGCUUAUUGCAAUAAAUUUGACGAAAAUACCGGCAUCUGUCCAGAGGGAGACGAGUGCCCCUACCUGCACCGGACAGCAGGUGAUACAGAACGAAGGUAUCAUCUUAGGUACUACAAGACUGGAAUGUGUGUCCAUGAUACAGACUCACGGGGGAUGUGUGUUAAAAAUGGUCCUCACUGUGCAUUCGCUCAUGGUGUAGAGGAUGUCAGACCACCUGUGUAUGAUAUACGAGAGCUACAGGUAUUAGAAAUGAUGGACCAUGAUGGCAUUAAUGGCGCGGGUCCCAAUAACCUCGAUAAGGAGCGAAAUAUGGUUAAUGAUGAUCCCAAGUGGCAAGAUACCAGUUAUGUUUUAGCUAAUUAUAAGACUGAGCAGUGCAAGCGGCCGCCCAGGUUAUGCCGGCAAGGUUAUGCAUGUCCUCAGUAUCAUAAUUCUCGCGAUAGGAGAAGAUCACCAAAAAAAUGUAAAUAUAGGUCUACUGCGUGUCCUAACGUUAAACAUGGUGAUGAGUGGGGGGAGCCUAGUAAUUGUGACAACGGAGACAUUUGCCAGUACUGCCACACUCGCACUGAGCAACAGUUCCACCCAGAAAUUUACAAGUCCACCAAGUGCAACGAUAUUCAGCAGAAUGGCUACUGCCCACGAGGAGCCUUCUGUGCCUUUGCUCAUCAAGACCAGGAAAUGACUCAAGUUAGAGAAACUGCAGCAAGUGAAAAUUGCACUGGGACAAGUUUAGCUGACAUCCUUCAAUCUGCUCUCCCUGUGGACAACCAUGUAACGCCGUCCUCCACCACGGCUUCAACAACUCAUUGUAAUUCAUCUCAAAUCUCUAAAACAAAUACUGUAACAAGCAUUAGCAAUAAUAUAGACUCUGUAUUUGGUAAUGGGAUGAGUCAUCCUCCACCACCUCUAGCACCUAUUGGCAGUAAACCACGCCACUUCAGUGGGAACACACUUUUAGGAGGCUCUUCCGAUGCUCUAGGUUUAAGUGGAAGCUUAGGAGGUGGAGUGAGUGGCUUGAGUAUAGGUGGUCUGAGCUCAUACCACAAAGCUCCAGGCUCAGAACGGGAAGAUCGGGAAACCAACUUUAAAAAACAAUUAGCUGCCAUCGAUAAUGAUCACUCUAUAGAUCCCCAGGAGAAAAGUAAACGUAAACAGUCUCUCUUCUUAGCCAAUAUGAUCCCAAGCCACCCAGCAAACAUCAGCCUUCCCAUCACCCUCCCUGUCUCUGUUCCUGUUUCACAGUCAUCCUCCUUUGUGUCAUCGCUACCCUCCAGCUUAUCAUCGACAGUCUCUCCCCUGGCCCCUCCAUUCUACCCCACCAGCGACACUGUGGAAUCUGUUGUAGGAAGUGCUUUAGAGGAUUUAAGCCUAGAUGAACCUUUGAACAUUGCUGCAUCUUUAGAUAGAGAACUAGAAGUGGAAAAUAAUUCUUUAAGUAAUUCUAUAUCAACGGGUUUAGCUAGUUCAGGAUUGCUUGGGUCUAGUGCGCCAGUAAACAUUCCUGGCUCUAACUUUCAAGAACGAUCUGGAGGCUUAAUUACUAAUCCUUCACCAUCAUCUACUUCGUCUCCAGCCUUCCCACAUUCAUUUUUGCAGUCGUCAUUACACCGUGAAAACUCCAUGGACCAGUGUUUUUGUAAUAACUUACAGGGAGCAGCAGCAGCAGCAUUCCUGGGCAAUAAUGGAGUAGGCAAAAUAACAGGAGGAAGUGGAGUGUUCUCAUCAAGUAACACAAGUGCAAGUCUCUUUGACCUUGGUUCCAACAUGUCCCCACACAGUCGAAAUCCACUCAGCAAUCCUUUGUCACAGUCUCCCCUCAUGACUCCCUUCAGCAGCAACAGCAGCUGCAGUACCUCAGAGAUUCAACGCCUGAGAGAGGAACUGGUCACAAACCGAGCCAAGCUGGCUUCAUGGGAGGAGGGCAUUGCUCAGGCACGGACAGCAUGUGAGGCUUGGAGACGUGAGGCCGACGACGCCAACAGGAAAUAUAAAAUGGCUGAACAGACCAAGGAGGAGUUUGCAAGUAAGAUAACAGCCCAGCAGAAGGAAAUGGAAGAGCUACGAGCUGGACGUUUAGGACCAUAUGUACAGGCCCUCCACCCUCAUACUGACUUGGAGAAGCUGCCACUGCACACUCUAAAGGCUUUACAAUCUCAACUUCGGCAAGAUUUAGACUCCAUAGAAAAAGUUAUAAAUAAUUAUGGAAGUAAGGGAGAGAAGUGGCCUGGGUCAGGUCCUACAUGGUAAGGCUGUAGUCAGUUAGGUCAUACUUGGGAGUGCUGUUGCUGCCACUGCUUCUCUUUGCCGCCACAUCUUGUUAAGUUUUGUAGAAGUAUUGUUUAUAGGCUAUUUUUGCACGUUGAUGGUACAGUCAAAUUAUAAUUGAAUUUUAUUGUCUCUACCAGAAAAAGUGAAAAGUGCAUAAGUUUUUAUUGUACUAAAGAUAUGAUUGAUUAUUAAACUUGGUGAACCCAGUUUUCUCAUCUUCCCUGCCCUGCCAUUCCCUGGCCUUAAUCGUUUACUGCCACACUGCUGUGCCCAAAAUACUUCCUAAUGCAAUGCUCUGCCCAAUACAAUACUUUGCCCAGUAGAAUGUUCUGCUCAGUAAAAUGCUCUGCCUAACACAGUACACACACUGUAUAACACAAUACCAAACAUGCUGCAUCACCAGUUAUGGCAUAUAUAAACAGUCAUUGUAGUGACCUGCACUCGAUCACGGCUGCCACUACAUCCAUACCAUGAUUCCUCACAAUUCCACAGUUAUUUAUUAAAAAAAAACUGUGCUGAUGACUGAGGAUAUAUGUCUUGAUUUAAUUUGAGGUAAUACUGUACUAUAAUGAUCCUGGAGUUGGGAUGCUUACUAAGAUAAACUGUGUACCAGUAUGAAGACUUCUGUUUGUUUUUUGUUUUUAUUAACAUGUCGACCAUUUCCCGCCAAGGCAGGGUGACCUGAAAAGGAAGAAAUGCUUUCAUCAUCGUUUGCUCCAUCGCUGUCUUGCCAUAGGCAUGCCUACACUACAAUUAAAAACUGCAACAUCAACACCCUCCUUCCGAGUGCAGGCACUGUACUUCCCACCACUCUCUUAACCUCUCUUUUUCUUUCUAUAUGCUCUUCCCUAUUUGCAUCACUUCUGUUUUGUAAAAACCUCUCAUGUGCUAACUUUUUCUCUGUUACUACUCUUUACAUUAUCAUUCCACCAUUUACUCUUCUUCCCUCCCACACCCACUUUCCUGUAACCACAAACUUCUGCUGAACGCUCUAACACUACAUAAAAAAAAAAACCAUACCACAGGCGGGGAUAGAACCCGUGAUCAGAGUCUCAAAACUCCAGACCGUCGUGUUAGCCACUGGACCAGCUAGCCACAAUAAGAUUCGUCCAACUAGGUAUAUUUCUACACCAUAGGAAGGUUAGCAUAGGCACAACUGUGACCACAAAUGCAAGUUUUUACAGACGAAUCUCCAGCUAGUGUGGCCAUGACAAACCCUAGCUCAAGUCCCCUCAAAGCCGUUAACAUGACUCACGAAAUCGUAAUGAAACGAUUGCAAACAAUCCAUACCACGGGCGGGGAUAGAACCCGUGAUCAGAGAGUCUCAAAACCCCCAGACCGUCGUGUUAGCCACUGGACCAGCUAGCCACAAUAAGAUUCGUCCAACUAGGUAUAUUUCUAGGUUUAUUUGCAGUCGUGUCAUUACAAUUUCGUGAGUCAUGUUAACACUACAUUCUUAAACCUACCCCAUACAUCUUUGACCCCAUUGCCUAUACUCUCACUAGCCCAUCUAUCCUCCAACAGUUGUUUACAUCCUACCCUAACUGCCUCCUCCUCCUUUAGUUUAUAAACCUUCACAUCUCUCUUAAUUGCUGCUUCUAUUUUCCUUGUAUUCCAUCUACCUUUUACUCUCACCAUUGCUACAGCUAAAAAAUUAUCUGAUGUGUCUAUGGCCCCUCUGUAAACAUGUACAUCCUGAAGUCUACUCAUCAGUCUUUUAUCUACCAAUACAUAGUCCAGGUAGGGGAUGUGUGGACCAGGUGUUUACAGUGAAACAUAUAAGUGAACAGUAUUUAGAUAAGGCUAAAGAGGUCUUUGUGGCAUUUAUGGAUUUGGAAAAGGCAUAUGAUAGGGUGGAUAGGGGGGCAAUGUGGCAAAUGUUUUAGGUGUAUGGUGUAGGAGGUAGGUUACUGAAAGCAGUGAAGAAUUUUUACGAGGAUAGUGAGGCUCAAGUUAGAGUAUGUAGGAAAGAGGGAAAUUAUUUCCCAGUAAAAGUAGGCCUUAGACAAGGAUGUGUGAUGUCACCGUGGUUGUUUAAUAUAUUUAUAGAUGGGGUUGUAAGAGAAGUAAAUGCGAGGGUCUUGGCAAGAGGCGUGGAGUUAAAAGAUAAAGAAUCACACAUAAAGUGGGAGUUGUCACAGUUGCUCUUUACUGAUGACACUGUGCUCUUGGGAGAUUCUGAAGAGAAGUUGCAGAGAUUGGUGGAUGAAUUUGGUAGGGUGUGCAAAAGAAGAAAAUUAAAAGUGAAUACAGGAAAGAGUAAGGUAAUGAGGAUAACAAAAAGAUUAGGUGAUGAAAGAUUGGAUAUCAGAUUGGAGGGAGAGAGUAUGGAGGAGGUGAAUGUAUUCAGAUAUUUGGGAGUGGACGUGUCAGCGGAUGGAUCUAUGAAAGAUGAGGUGAAUCAUAGAAUUGAUGAGGGGAAAAAGGUGAGUGGUGCACUUAGGAGUCUGUGGAGGCAAAGAACUUUGUCCUUGGAGGCAAAGAGGGGAAUGUAUGAGAGUAUAGUUUUACCAACGCUCUUAUAUGGGUGUGAAGCAUGGGUGAUGAAUGUUGCAGCAAGGAGAAGGCUGGAGGCAGUGGAGAUGUCAUGUCUGAGGGCAAUGUGUGGUGUGAAUAUAAUGCAGAGAAUUCGUAGUUUGGAAGUUAGGAGGAGGUGCAGGAUUACCAAAACUGUUGUCCAGAGGGCUGAGGAAGGGUUGUUGAGGUGGUUUGGACAUGUAGAGAGAAUGGAGCGAAACAGAGUGACUUCAAGAGUGUAUCAGUCUGUAGUGGAAGGAAGGUGGGGUAGGGGUCAGCCUAGGAAAGGUUGGAGGGAGGGGGUAAAGGAGGUUUUGUGUGCGAGGGGCUUGGACUUCCAGCAGGCAUGCAUGAGCGUGUUUGAUAGGAGUGAAUGGAGACAAAUGGUUUUUAAUACUUGACAUGCUGUUGGAGUGUGAGCAAAGUAACAUUUAUGAAGGGGUUCAGGGAAACCGGCAGGCCGGACUUGAGUCCUGGAGAUGGGAAGUACAGUGCCUGCACUCUGAAGGAGGGGUGUUAAUGUUGCAGUUUAAAAACUGUAGUGUAAAGCACCCUUCUGGCAAGACAGUGAUGGAGUGAAUGAUGGUGAAAGUUUUUCUUGUUCGGGCCACCCUGCCUUGGUGGGAAUCGGCCAGUGUGAUAAUAAAAAAAUAAAAAAUAACAUAGUCCAACAAACUACUGUCAUUACACUCUAUGUCAUAUCUUGUAUAUUUAUUUACCCUUUUUUCCUUAAAGUAUGUAUUAUUAUCAAACCCCCUUCCUGUACAAAGUUUAAUCAAAGUGCCCCCAUUAUCUUUUACACCUUGCACCCCAAACUUACUUACCACUCCCUCUCUGUUUCUGCCGCUUUAGCAUUUAGGUCCCCUACCACAAUUACUCUCUCACUUGGUUCAAAAGUUCCUAAACAUUCAGUAUCUCCCAAAAUCUCUUUCUCCUCUACACUUUUCUCUUCUUGAGGUGCAUGUACACUUAUUAUAACCUGCUUUUCACAUCCAAUCCUUAUUGUAAUCUACAUAAUCCUUGAAUUUAUACAUUUAUAUUCCCUCCUCUCCUGCCAUAACUGAUCCUUCAUCAUUAUUGCUACACCUUCCUUAGCUCUCUCUCAGAUACUCCUGACUUAAUCCCAUUUAUUUCUCCCCACUGAAACUUCCCUACCCCCUUCAGCUUUGUUUUGCUUAGUUAUUAAUAAAUUAUUGCUUACUACCUCCUGCCAUCCUUGUUCUGCCACCUUGUUACCUUUCUCCACUUUGUCCUUCCAUAAUUACCUCUUAACACUUUGUCCCUCCAUAAUUACCUCCCAACACUGUCCCUCAAUAAUUACCUCUCAACACUUUGUCCUUCCAUUAUUAUCUCCCAACACUUUGUCCCUCCAUAAUUACUUUCCACCAACACUUAAGUUUUGUAGACUAUGCAGGCAAGCAACUUUAUUAUUCUUUAACCCUUUCAGGGUCCGUCCCGUAGAUCUACGGCUUUACGUUCAGGGUCCAAACCGUAGAUCUACGUCAUGAGCUCAGCUCACUCUGAUAAACUGUGAGUGGUAAAUUUGGGCCUAGAUAUGAGAGAAUACAUCUAUGUGGUAUGUGUGCACCACAUAAAACAAAUCCUGCAGCACACUGUGUAUAAUGAGAGAAAAAAACUGAGACCGUGAUUUUCGAUUAAAACAGCGACUUUGCAGUGUUUUUCGUAUGUUUUUUAUAGUUGUAUUUGUGAUUUCUUGGUCUCAUUUGAUAGAAUGGAAGACAUAUCACAGAAAUAGAGAUAAUUUUGAUUGGUGUUAGCACUGGAAAUGGCUUGAAACUGAGCUCAAAGUGGCGGAAAUGUUAAAUUUUUGCCGAUGUUCAAGAGUAAACAAACGACCUCACACAUCUUAUACACGCCAGCUGGUGGGUCUAAUAUACAUUCACAAAUGUGGUGAUGAUAUUUAUACAAUUAUUACAAUAUUGCAUAACAGUAAAUCUUCUAUUUUUUGGUGUGAAUAAAAAUUCAUUAUGUGAACAAAAAUUCAAAAUGGAAUUUAUUUGUAAAGCCUCAAAACAUAACUAAUGAACAGAGGAAAUGUUAGUUUAGUGCCAGGAAUACCUACAUUGUUUAUUCUGGACCCUAUUUUGAAAUUGGAAUAUUUUGAACUUUGUGUUAAAUUGGCCAAAUUACCAAUUUCUGGUCACUUUAUUUUGUAGUUGAAAUGGUUGACUUGGUGAUUUCUUGUGCUCAAUCGAUAGAAUAGAAAUAAUACUAGUGAAAUAGCUAAGAAUUUGGUCGACUGGAAUAAUGUAAUUGGCCUAAAAUGGGAGUCAAAGUCGGCAAAAUCGCCGAUUCGUAAAUAUCACCGACACAUCAAAAUUCACGAGAGCAUAAUUUCGUCAAUUUUCCAUCAAAUUUCAUACUUUUUGUUUUAUUACCUUCACAAAAAGAUUCUCUACCAUUUCAUAAGAAAAAAUAAAAAAAAAUUUUUUUGAAAAUUCUUGGACACUGGGGCACCACUUAAGAUUUUGGCCUUGGACCCUGAAAGGGUUAAGACUGUAUGGUAUGCCUAGAAGCAUCAUUAUAAUGUUGCUGAAGCAUUAUUUCCUCUGUAUGUUUUUGCCUUCACAGAAAAUGCUUAAGCUUGUGUUGGCACAAUGUCACAUUUGUUCUGAUUCACCAAAAUUUCAGUGUCAUUUCUCAUGUUUUCCUAAUUCAUUCUUACAUAAUUAUAUCCUCAGCCAGCAGAUUUCCUGUUAUUGAUCUGUGAUCAGUGCAAUAUGCAUGUAUUCUUUGGUGGGCCUAAUGAGGGGGUUUUGUUUUUGUCAGUAUUAUGAUAAAAGUUUGCAUACAUUAGCAAGAAGUAGAACAGCUUAGAAUGAUCAGGAUUUGAUGUGACCCCAUGCAGUAGAGCCUCUUGUGAGAGCUCUCUAAAAAAAAUCUUGACUCUUUGCUUAGUCAAAGAGUCAAGUGAAAUAUUAAGUACAUUAUAGUUAAAAUAAAUGUUAGUGUAUUGGAAGUUGUUUGCUCAGACGUCUAUGACAGUUAGGUACUUCAAUGCUAAAAGGCUCAGUUGUGCGUGGGAUUGAUCAAGAAGUACAUCUUUGCUAAGAGUGUCAGUUGUGCAUGGGUUUGAUUAGGAAGUACAUCCUUUCUAACAGUGUCAGUUGAGUAGGGUUGACCAGGAAGUGCAUCCUUGUUAACAGUGUUGUAUGUAUGGGGCUGACCAGAAGUACAUCCUUGCCUGUCGUACCGUGAUUCACAUGGUAGAGAAAAUCUUAAUAGUUAAUACCAGAUAAUAAUUUGACUUAACGUGCUAUCCAAGUGAUUCUCCCCAAUAUCUGGAUAUUAUUUACAUAAGGACAACUCACUGACUAACUGAUAUGGUGUGUCUUUGAGUACCUCUUUUUAAGAAAUAAUAUACACUUUUAGCUGCUUCACAGAGUGGACAGCCACUAGUCGCUACCUAAGUUGGCACCUUCUGCCACCGAGGUAUUCAGACGACUGAUUCAGUACAAAGAAUGCAACAAUGAAAGUCUCAUUAGGGUAGGGAAAUUACUGCAUUUUAGAUGUAGUAUUGUAGUGUAGGUGUUGAAAUGUGUUGGGUGUAAUGUGAGAUGGGUGCUGUGACACAAAUUGACAACCUGCUCCCAUUGGAUGGAUAAAAGCAGAAAUUGCCAGUUAUUUGAAUUUCAAGUACAAUAUUCUAAGUGAUGUUUGGAAAGUACAUUCUCUCUUGGAUAAACUUUCCAAAUUAAUUCAGUUUGCUAUUUCUGUGUAAGGGGAGAGAUUUUAGUUUUCCCAGGCACGUCGAGGGAGAUUGUCGUAACCUACCAUUACUGUUGCCAAGUGACAAUGCAAAGGAUUUGUUUUUAAACCUGUACCCUUAGCAAUAAUGUUAUGAGAGAGACGACAGGUUCAGAAGCGGAGCAUUUCAGCCAAGUUGUAUCAUUGUGGCAUCUCUGCAUUGACAUCAUUUUUUUUUUAUCAAAAUGCUACUGAUGAGCAUAUUUUAUUCAUGGAUUUUUUUGUAAUUGUAAUCAAAACCUUAAUUAGGUGAUGAGAUCAAUAUUUAUAUUUCUUAGAUUAGUACAACAAUUUUAUAUGACUUUAAUGAAGCUAUUUUUAACGAGGUGAGUGGUUGCAAGAGUCUGAAAGGCAGCAGUGCUGCACAUGUUGAUGUACAACCUUGCAGGGACUCAGCUGCUUAGCUUAUCUCAUUUUCUAAAUAGACUCACAAUUGUUAAGGAUCUUUUUUAGACCAAGUAACAAAAUGUUUGUCAUUUACAAUUUAGGAUUUUCUAAUUAAUGUAAAUACUAUAAUAAGCAAGCUACAGUGCAGAAUAAAAGUUGCAAUAGUUGAGUGUGUUUGGCAUAGUUUUGUAUACAGUAUAGUAAAAGUUUUAGCCCUUAUACUAGACACACUUCAGCAGCCACUCCUUUAAUAAACACAACAUUGAGGCACCAUUUUAAAGCAUUUAGAUUUGUUUUAAUUUGCUGAUGUACAUUGGAUGUUCAGUUCAUCAGUAAAGUUAGUGCAUGACAUAGGUUACAAGAUGUUGAUGUUUCACACAACAGACCUUUUAACAGUGGAAUGAGUACAUAAUUUAAGCUACAAAACAUUUUUCUUCAGUAUUACUGGCCUACAGGUUAACCAUGUAGACUUCAUCUGGCAGUACCUAGACUUUUCCUUGCUUCACUUAAAAACUGAACUUAAUCUAGAUUAAUAUAUAAUAUUUAUUACUUUAGACUUUUUUAAAAACAUUCCUGUAGAUAAUUUUUUCAAAUCAUUAGGAAAAAUAGAAUAAGAGCAGAAUAAAAUAAGUACUGUAUAUAAUUGAGAAAUAGUUGUUGCAGAUUAAACAAAUCUUACAUAUGGAGAUUAAGAUGAGUCACUUUAGUCACAUUUCAGGAUUUCGUACAGUGUAACCGUUCUUUUAACAUAUCGGCUGUAUCUCACUGAGGCAGGGUGACCCAAGAAGAAAAAAAAAAGUUUUUCCUUUUAAAUUUAGUAAUUUAUACAGGAGAAGGGGUUACUAGCGCCUUGGCCUGCUUAUAAUGUAUUACUAAUAAAAAUUCUUCAUAAGAUCAUAGCUAACAUUUACCUGACUAAAGAACACUGCUGAAGAUGCACCUAUUAUCCAUAGAUGGUCUUUGAUGUCAGAAGUAGUACAAUCAGAGCAUAUUUUAAUACACCAUGAGAAUAGUUGUGCAUGUGUCUUUGAUAAUUUUGCUACAUUGCAACCUAUUCUGGACCUCACUUGUCAUUGAACUCAAUUUUUUUUUUCUCUCUCCAAUUCUACUUGCUGCUUACCUUCCUACUUAGGUAAGAUGUUAACCCAAACCUGGUGAUACUUACCUGAGAUAAUACAAAUAAUUGUUAUUCAGUAUGUGGCACAGUAUACACUUAUUUAUGUUGUAUAUAAUGUCUUUUUUUUUUUUUUUUUUUUUUUUUUUUUUUUUUUUUUUAAGUUUUGGCUUGGUGCUGUGAUAAUUGUAUUUUAAUAAUUUAUAUUGUUGCCCUGAUGCAUUGAUGGCUGUUGCAGUUGUAUUGUGCUAUUUAUGAGUAUUAAAAAUAUUCCUGUGUACACUUAGGAUUUUGUCAGUCAACUUCAAUUCCAAAGUAUGGUAUAAAUAAUUUUUUUACCUUUCAAGCUAGAGCCUUGACAGUUAAUAUAAAAAUUAGUAAAUCAAAAAAGUUUGACAAAAUCUAGUACAGUAGUGAGGUUUGCUGUCAUUAUGUUUAUGGAAUGGCUAUAAGCUAUUAGUGCAUUCAUUUGUUAGUUUUAGCUCUCUCAAAAAAUGUCAGUGUAUUAGUACAACUUGUAAGCACAAGGCAUAUAAGUCUUGUGACAAAUAUGUAGUACCACCAUGUGUAGACGAUCAAGGGGCAAUGCUUCUUACAAAAUGUGUUCAUAACAUACCUCCAUAACUCAUACCCUUAAUUAUAGGAAAUAUUGUACACCGUUGAUUUUUUUGUGAUCUUAAAAGGAGAAACUUUGCAAUUAUUUUUUUUUUUAAGUGCUGUAAACCCCCCUCAUAACGUGCAAGAUAUGUUCCUGAAAAUUGUUGCCUUGUGGAAAAUUGUUAUGGAAAAUGAAGAACAUGGGAAAAAUAAGGUUAUGUUCCAGAGACUUCAAAAAUACCAAAAUGUUUUUUAUUUAAAUGUCAUUAUUUGUUAAAAAAUAUAAAUUUUAUCUUUACAUACAUAUAUUCUGGUUGACAUUGCUUGUUGCCUUGGAAGUGUAAGGAGAGGAGUGUUCAGUGGUCAGUCGUCAGUGUUCAGUGGUCAGUCGUCAGAGUGUUCAGUGGUCAGUCGUCAGUGUUCAGUGGUCAGUCGUCACGUGAGGUCACAGACCCUGAGCUGCUUUGGGGAUUAGCGUGGACGGUUACAAAGCAUGGCUUGCUUCUGCAGUGUUUUAAAAACUGAGUUUGGAGAGUUGAAGGAGGAGGUCUUGCUUCUCCAGGAGGAGAUUAGGAGGCUGAAGGUCCACCUCAAUGGGCCUGGGAGAGAGUGUGAGGUGGUUGGAGAUGUGGGGAAUGAGGCUUCUAGCAGUGAGGUGCA
This is a messenger RNA of Cherax quadricarinatus, 11578 nucleotides long. It is a transcript of the gene unk, whose product is annotated as RING finger protein unk. NCBI's taxonomy places the organism in Eukaryota, Metazoa, Arthropoda, Malacostraca, Decapoda, Parastacidae. The record is from RefSeq and is a predicted model, not a curated record. Gene Ontology annotation, molecular function: metal ion binding.